Messenger RNA from Symbiodinium necroappetens, 454 nucleotides. The record is from the annotation of a GenBank genome assembly. Lineage: Eukaryota; Dinophyceae; Suessiales; Symbiodiniaceae.
GCGGAAGGCGCAGAUAGCUCGCGGGCGUCCCUCUGAUCAUGGUGCUGAUGUGGUCGUGCUGCCCUCUAGAGACUUUGACCUGGACAAGACCAUCUUCCGGACGCUGGACACCGCACUGGCUCGCCUGGCUACAAAAGAUCGGAUGGGAAUCGAGGUGUUCUGGACAGAGGAUGCAGCACGUCGAAUCGAAGGUGCUUUUGCUGCCCUUCCAGCAGCUCCGCCUCACGAGCAGGCACUGCUGGAUUUCAUGAGGGAUGACUGCGACUUCAGGAUGGAACAUGCUGAUGGUUCAUUCCUCGAUCACCUGCAGUUUUGCUACGAAUACUGCGCAGCUCACUUUGAAGGCCAUUCGCCCCGUGUCUUAUUCUUGCAUAGCAUCAUGGGAGUUGGCACAAAUUAUUUCCCGAUGAAGCUGGAGCUCGUGCCAAAGUUGCAGACGCUCGUGUCGGAUGAG